AUGCGGAUCCAUCAUGCCCUGCUUCUGGUUAUGCUUUUUUUACUCGCAGGCAGCUAUUCUGUCUCGGGGACCACUAAGCUUGCCAGGCUACGAGCACCCAAAUAUCAAAAGUUGAAUUCCGUUAAUAACAAUCAACAACUGGUUCGAGCAGGAACAAAGACGCAUGGGACAAUCGACAGGGCCGACGAAGAAAGGAGAGCGCUCACAGACCUACGCAACAAGCUGGUCAAUAAAGCGUCGGUCUGGUUUACCAACAGGAAUAUAGCGGCAGCUGAGAAAGCCAAAUUCAAAGCGUUCAUAGCGGCCGAGAAAUUGAAGAACCGAAAGCUUAGAAAACUCGCGAAAGCGCAAGUAAGCUCCGAUGAUCUAGACGCUGCUGCGCAGAAUUUGCUGAAGGAAGGUGUCACUCCCGAUCAUCUCCAUAUUUGGUUUGGUCUUGACAAGAAAACGAAUCAAUGGAUGUCUAAGAACCCAAGUAGCCCACUUUACUAUGUACCGACACCCCAAUACCAGCUUUGGGAAAAGCUUAAGGAGGCAACAAUGCGCGUAAGCUAA
This is a messenger RNA of Phytophthora infestans T30-4, 555 nucleotides long. Its product is annotated as secreted RxLR effector peptide protein, putative. The record is from RefSeq and is a predicted model, not a curated record. The transcript has a single exon. Lineage: Eukaryota; Oomycota; Peronosporomycetes; Peronosporales; Peronosporaceae. The coding region runs from base 1 to 555 and encodes 184 amino acids.